Messenger RNA from Cyprinus carpio (common carp), 3038 nucleotides. Its product is annotated as Krueppel-like factor 12. The transcript is spliced from 6 exons. The record is from RefSeq and is a predicted model, not a curated record. Gene Ontology annotation, molecular function: RNA polymerase II cis-regulatory region sequence-specific DNA binding; DNA-binding transcription factor activity, RNA polymerase II-specific. Lineage: Eukaryota; Metazoa; Chordata; Actinopteri; Cypriniformes; Cyprinidae. The coding region runs from base 743 to 1768 and encodes 341 amino acids. Gene Ontology annotation, biological process: regulation of transcription by RNA polymerase II.
UUAAUUUUUGUUGCUGUGUGUCCAUUUUAUGAAAACUUGCCAGCUGUAUUAACCAUUUAGUAUUAUUUCAUGAAACUAUGACUUCUUGGGGACUAUUGCUUUAUUAUGUUAUUUAAGUUCACAUUUUUAUCUAAUGUUUAUAUUUUGUCUUAUUCACCUUUAAUUACCAAAAAUAAUUCUUAAUAGUGUUAACAAUACCACUACUAAACUAGAAAUGUCCCCAGUUUUCAUUUGGGAAAUCUGGUCACCUUACAGUACACCAACUGCAGACUUCAGACGUGACACACUCUGAGAGGGAGAGAAAGAGAGAGAGAGAGAGAGAGAGAAAGAGAGCUGUGAGGCGUUGCUGGUCAGAGGCAGUUCAUUAGCUUUCUUUUCUGAAUUGGAGAUGAGGUUGGAUUUCCAGUUCUUGUGCAAACUGAAGGCUUGGAGGGAGAAAAUAUGAAGUAGGAGCAGCACAUUCACACAUGCACAUUCCUUAUUGAUCCAGCACAGAUCAUCAGCUUUUAAGUCCACCUCUCUCCAGCUAAAUCCCUCUGCGGUGACCACUCCACCCAUUCCAUACCUCUCGGAGCAAUUGAGGUUUUUGUGUCAGGUCUAUUUUAAAGCACGGCCCCUGAGAUCACUGCACUUUAACUAAAGGGGGAAGGGAAGAGGUGUGCUUGCAGUGGCUGCGGGUCGCCCCUCUCUUGUGCAGCCAACCGUUGCAGAUUAGAAGUGUGAAGACGCCAUCAAUAACAGGAUGUUAAUGCUAGACGGAAUGCCUGCAGUCCGAGUCAAAGCAGAACCUCUGGAAUCUGAGAGAGGGUCACCCAAAGUGCACGGCUAUCCUGAUAUGGAGACUGUGCCGCUCCUGCUCAGCAAAGUGAAGGCGGAACCUCCAGAAGACCUGCUCUCAUCCGAGCAGUUCCAAACCCAGACAGAGCCUGUAGACCUGUCCAUCAACAAGACAAGGACAUCAUCUCCUUCCUCCAACACCUCAGCCUUCUCUCCAUCUUCAUCAUCAUCAUCCUCACCUUCUGUCAUCACCUCAGUCUCCUCGGGAAUGCCCUCUGUUUUGACACCCGGGCCCUUGGUGGGCUCUCCUCAUGGAGUUAGAGGCCAGCAAUUUCUGCACAUCAUCCACCCCGUCCCCACUUCCAGCCCCAGUAAACUUCCCAGCCAGGUGCAUCGUAUCCCUGUGGUGGUGCAGUCGCUGCCCCUCAUGUACACCACAGCUGUUCACUCCCCGUCAACCCUCAACUCCACCAUCAUGUUACCUCUCCUGGACGAGGCCAAGUGCCAGGGCAAAGCACAAACAGACCCCAAUGGCCUGUCGCCAAGACAAAUCAAAAGUGACAGUGAUGAUGACGACCUGCCAAACGUGACCUUGGACAGUGUUAAUGAAACUGGAUCCGCGGCGCUGUCUAUAGCACGAGCAGUCCAGGAUUCCAUGUCACCAUUCAGUAUUGAGAGCAUUCGACGGCCACAGCCCCCUGAAUCUCCAGACUCCAAGAAAAGACGCAUCCACAGGUGUGAUUUUGCUGGCUGUAAUAAAGUUUAUACCAAGAGCUCCCAUUUAAAGGCACACCGGAGGACACACACAGGUGAGAAGCCAUACAAGUGCACCUGGGACGGCUGCACAUGGAAGUUUGCCCGCUCGGACGAGUUGACACGGCAUUACCGUAAACACACAGGGGUCAAACCUUUUAAGUGCGGGGACUGCGACCGAAGCUUUUCCCGCUCAGACCAUCUGGCCCUGCACCGUCGCAGACACAUGCUGGUUUGAAGCCACCCACUCACUCACUCACACACACGGGAGAGCUGGAUCUCCCCCAAAAGUGUUCAGCUGGGCUGGACACAGAAAUGGCCAUCCCUGCCCCUGAGAGUGAGGAUAAAAGAGCAAGCCAAGGACGAGUAUGAUGCUUUCCCCACAUUUGCAGAGCUAAACGGGGUCCAUUCAGGGAGGGAGGAGUCCUGAAACAUUUGGAGUCCAGUAUGUCGAUUGUCUCAUGUCUGUUCAAAGGAUUAUUUCACUCGGACAAACGGUUUGUUUUCUGAUUUUUCCUUUCUGAAUCAUCUGUGUGGUCUGUUUGAACAUGGCUGCUUCUCACUCAACUUCUACAAUGUAAAGAAACGCAGAGUGGAAUGGCUUUAUGUGUUGUUCUGACAGAUGCAAAAGGGGAGCGUGACCGUGAAUUGGUGUGCUUGCACAAUUUUUUACAUUUACCUUUUUGCGGAACAUCAAGAGCCAGAAGUAUCUGAGAAGGAUUAAGCAGAUCUUCUAAUGAUGAAGACUUUGGGCCAGUGAUUCCGGAGGUUUCCAAGGUUGCCAUAUACAGGUUAACACACCAGCGAAUGAGUUUACACAACAAAAUGUUCAUUUUGGAUCAUAAUAUCUUCUGUUCCUCGCAAUUGUUGAUUUUAUACGAAACUGAUUGAAUUCGAUUAACAGACAAAGUAUAGGUGGGCUUCUGCUGUCUACUCUCCACAUUUGUCUUAAUUUCAUCACACUGAGUCACUAAUUAGGAAAAUAUGUGUAAAUCUGGAUAAUGAGGGUCUACUCAGACAGGUAACUCGAGACAGAAGAGCAAUAUACUUAUUCCGAGCACCACAGGGGUGAGCUGGCCUGGUCCUGACCCAUAUACAUGGUCAAAACAUUGGCUUUAUACCAGUGCCGCUUUGUUUUCUAUCAUUCAGAUACAGAUUUCUAGCGGGGGUGUAGUCUUUCACAACUUUCUAGAAUAUUAUGCUGAGGAAAUCUCUUGAAUGUCCUCUGUUUUCUUCUCCUUUUGUGAGAUUGCUUUUGAGCCUAAUGUCAGUUAUGGUCAGUACAACAGCACUAUUCAAUGGAUUUGUUCUUCACUUUGUAUUUAUGAAGUGUCUUUGCAAACAUCAGUGUAUCCAUUUGGUAAUUAUUUUGAUAACACUUCAAUUAGUUAAUGCAUUUGGUAACAUUGAAUUAAAAAUGUACAUUGCCAUUUAGAAGUUUGGGGUCAGUAAGAAUUUUAAUGUUUUUGAAAAGUCUUUUAUGUUCACCAGGGCUGCAUUUAUUAGAU